UAGUUUGGCGAAAUGUUGGAAACAUUUGGUUGGGCCAGAGUGGCUGCCGUUGCGCUGGUUGCUGAGCACUGCUUGAGUUGUUUUGUGUUUAGUUUAGGGGAAUACAUUUUCCCGGUUUACAUCUCGUAGAGGAGCUCGUGGCCCAGUGUUACUGUCUCGAGUCGAGUUAAUUCUAAUUCAGUUUCAUGCACUAUCCACGUGUAGCAAGAUGUCAGGAAUAAUUUGCCCCAAUUGUCCCAACUGCAGAAAAAACUAUGAUUUGGAUAAAGAUAGGCUACGGCUGCCCAGAAUGCUGCCGUGUGGACACACGUUCUGUGAGAGGUGUCUGGGCCAUUGGACAAAGUUGCGGCAGAAUAGAGGCUUCUUCUUGUGUUCAAUGUGCACUGAGAAGAAGGAGAAUUACUUCGACCAGGCCUCCUCAAGGCCACUCGAGGGAUUUGCUGUGGACGUGUACAUUGUGGGACUUGUAUCUCUACAUGGCCUUGGCACAAGUAGAGGUGCUGGUGUCGAAGCAUGCGAUCAGCUGGUUGCCAGGUUUGAAGCAUCCAUACAGAGUGCCCAGCCGGACCCUGCCGACACACCCACGACGCCGUUCGAGGAUACGGUAUGUUCCCACUGCCGCAUGUCGGAGGCGGUCGGCAUCUGCCCGUGUGGCAAGUUCUGUCAGAACUGCUUCAAGACGACGCACGCACGCUCCAAGGCGCUAUCCGCGCACGAGUUGCGGCCACUGUUCCAGGCGGAAUGCGACAAUCAUGCUGGCGCUCCCAUUGUGCUGUGGUGCAAACACCACAGUACUGCCCUGUGUUCUGCCUGCUUCGUCAGUGAGCACAAGCAAUGUUCCGUUAUCAGCAUUACAGAGGCACAUUCUAACCUGACGGCGAUUCUUCAGGAGCAGCAGCAGCAGAUUAAUUCCGCCAAGACCGCCAUGGUGCAUGCGGAUUCAAAAAUCAACCACCUUCUUUCCAAAUUGAAGAGUGAAUGUCAUGAGUCCAAAGAAGCACUCACAGCCCAUGUGUGUGACCUCCACUCCCAACUACAAAAUGAGCUUAAUUCUCUUCUUCAAUCGCUGGAAGGACAAGGAUCGGCACAACUGGACCAGCUCCUCGACGCGAAAAAGAAACUUGCCAACCGUCUCAAACUGUGUGCAAAGGCAGAACGCUGGUCGGCUCGAGCCACCCGUCCAGGUGCUCCAACGGAUCUUCUUCUUGUAGCACACGAACAUAUGCGCAAGGCGGUGGGCACAUCUGCGCUCGACUUCGCUAUCGACGAGUCCGCUCCGCGUCUGGAAUUCUGCCCAGGAGAUUUCACUGUCGGUGAUAUUGGCGUAGUGCAGGGCCCAGAAGCCAGAGGUGUGUUGUUGGAAAGCACGCAGCCAUCCUCCGGAUAUCUGGCUAGGCCGAAGGAAGCAGUGCACCGCUCCGCGUCCCCAUAUUCGGUAGGGCGCCGAACAUCGCGGUCAACGUCACCAGGGAAGCCAAUUCUUCCGUCAGCACCGCCACAAGCUGCUGAAUCGUCUGCCCAGUCGCCGCGAGUAGACUCUUCCUCGGUGGCUGUGCCCAACGGAGAAGACUCCUCCUCAAUGGCUGUGCCAGGACGAGCAGCAGCAGUGAGUCUGGUCAACGGUCAGCUUGGUCUUGAUAAGCCGGCGCCAAGGCAGCCAAGUGAAGUCACAGCUCUUGCCACCGUAACAACCUCUGCUGUUGAUGCGGCUGCUUCUACCGUCACUUCUGAUGCCAAUGCUCGCGUGGUGGCAGCCAAGCCAGAACCAGUGGAACGUAGCGGAGCCGUGGCCAUGGCUCAGCCCUUGUCACCAUCGCCUGGAACGGUUGCCGAAUCUGCCGAGCAAAAUGAUUGGACAGAAGUGAAGGUUAUCAGCCUAGUGACGGCAACACGGUACAUCGUUCAGCGAACAUGCGACCUUGGCACCAUCAAGAGCAUCUCUGACCAGCUGGUUGCUGCACAGAGCCAAAACCGCCUUCCUUCGCUGGCAACGCUCCGAAAAGGAGAGCUGGUUGCGGCUCAGUUCAGCAUUGACAAUCGUUGGUACAGAGCGCGUAUCAAGGCGUUGCCCGGAGAUAGCAGCAAGGAUAUGCCACCACCCAACACCCAUGCCUUCGUUGAAUACAUUGACUUUGGAGACACUGCCUGGUUGCACAUGAAGUACUUGCGUAUGCUGCCGUUGGUCUUCCAAGAGAAGCAGGCACUCGCCCACAAAUGCAGUCUGACGCACAUUAAGGCGGCCCCCACCAGCAUGAAGCCGGAAUUGUUCAUGGCUAAAGUUUUCGACUUUGUUGAGCAACUCGUUCUUGAGCAGCACGCCCUAUUCAAGGUGUAUGCUGUUGAUUCGAAUGGUGUGCUCCACGGUGAUCUACGACCAGUAGGCUCACCCGUCGGUCUGAGAGACAUUCUUGUCAGAGAGAAGUUUGCUGGAACGCAACCGCUUCCCAGACCAGAUGUCAACAUGGUGGAGAUUGUCGAAGGGUUUGUGGAUGUGACAGUCAGCCACUGUGUCAGUCCUGCAGAGUUUUAUGUGCAGCAGGCUGGUGAUUGGAGUGAAAUGCUCCAGAACACCAUGUUGGACAUGCAGGCUGCUUUUAGCAAGGGCUCUUCCUCUCCAGAUAGAUUAGUAGUAGGUGGAAUGUAUGGUGCAUUGUACUCCGAAGAUCAGCAAUGGUAUCGUGUAGUUGUCAAAGAGCUGACAUUUAGUGAUGCCGUCGUGCAAUACAUUGAUUAUGGCAACAGCGAGAAUGUGCAGUUUUCACAAAUCCGUCAGCUGCCGGAGUCAUUUCAGUGCAAACCAGCUCUGGCUACUCUCUGCCAUGCCCAUGACAUUCGGCCGACAUCUAAUUCUGCUGAGUGGUCAACCAAAGCUGUUGAGCAGUGGCAAGACCUUUGCAGUGACAAAGACUUUGUCUUGACGUGUCAAGGUAGUCGAACAACGGACCGCGGUUAUCCGGUCUUGUUGAUCGACACUUCGCAGUGUGAAGACAAAGACUUCUAUCCUACCCAGAUGCUAGUGGAAAAAGGCCUCGCUGUUGCUGGCAUGCACAACACCAUGGCAGAGAAAUCGGCUCACACGCAGGACGUUCCUGUGGUGGCCAUGCCUCCUAGCAGUCAUGCAGCGUCACUCGAGCCUGCUGCAGGUAUGCCAGUGCAGUCAGCAGUACAGUCUUCAGCACACUCCACAUUGCACUCUGCAACACCAUCAGAAAGACCGCCACUUGCAACAGUAUCAGCAGCAGUAGCCCCAGCCCCAGCUUUUGUCGGUGCUAGCUCUGUCCAUGUAGCUGCGCAGCCACCGACAGUGGCACCAGGAGCAGCAUCACUACAACAGAUAUCAGCAGCGGCAGUAUCCACAUCCGGUCUCCCUUCCCAUGGUUCUAUGCAUGCAGGUAAUGGCACCACUGCUACUCCCAAUGUACCAUCGAGUGUACCUUCAUUGCAAGGUCGGCAUGCCGUGUCACCCACACAUGUUAAGACACCCGGACACACUGGCUCAGUGCAAAGCUCCGUCCAAGUCGGUCAGGUCGAGAAGGGCGACACAAUACCCAGGGACACCCCAGGACCCCCCUUGGACGAGCUGCGUCGACGCCACGAAGCAAUGCAGUUGUCACGCAACUUGGAAGCACACCUGCACGAGCAACCGCGCCCAUCCCUUCCCGUGUCGCAGUGGGCGAGGGAGUUUGGUCGCUCUCUGAUUGAUGCCGACCAUUGUGUCCUGCCAACAACAGCUGCCAAUGCUUGCUACCUCUACUGCCCACAUCAGUUUUACGUGCAGCUCAAAACUGAAGAACUCGACAGAUUAGAACAGGUUACGGAGCUGCUGAACCAGCUGGCCGAUCGGAUAGCAGCUGUGUGUCCAAGCCCCGCUGGCUGGAAGCCUACACACCUAUGUAGCGCCUUCUACGAGGAUGCAGAGACUGGAACUGGUGCAUGGUAUCGUGGCCAGGUCAUGUCCGUGCAAGGGAGAAAUGCACAGAUCUACUUUGUCGACUAUGGUAACGAGGAAACCUUGUCUGUUGGCAGCCUGCUGCCUCUUCCCAAGGACUUAGCUGUACUGCCGCCACAGGCAAUAUGCUGUUCACUGGCACGUCUUGAAGCACCAGAUGACACGGACACUGAGGGCAAGGUGAGGGCAUGCGACGAAAUGGCGGACGUAGUUGCCGACUCUGUGUUCUUCGACUUGCUGAUGCUCGGUGAGUACGAUCGGGAGCGCGGCGUUCUUCCCGUCGAUCUCCUGCUGAGUCACGACGCCAAUCUACCGGCUGAACACAGCCUCAGUGACCUGCUGGUCCUGGGAGGUGUGCUGAAAGAGGUGUCCGACUUGCCCGCCACUGUACCGCUGCAUCCGUACAGCGCGUUCCAGCCACCACCGGAUGCCGAGUUCUCCAUGCGCGUAACUUGUGUCGACGACUGUGGACACCUGUACGGAUAUGAAAUACCUUCAGGCGCCGUAAUCAGUCCUCUCCAUCAGAUGUCAGAAAAGUUACAAGUACGGAUGGCUGAAUUGCACAAGAAGGCUGUACCACAGCGCUGCUGGAAGGGACAGUGCGGCUGUGCAUUGGCCGACGCCCAAAAUCCAUUCUGGCACCGCUGUAGCGUUGUGGAAAUCUUGCCCGACUUGAAGAUCAAGGUGUGGCUGGUGGACCACGGCAGGUUUGAAAUUGUCAGCAUACUGGAGUUCAUAGACGAGUCUUUCGAACCAAUCCUCCCUGCACAGGCCAUUGCUUGUACACUGGCGAAUGCGCAAGAUCUAUCGGCUGAUGAGCUAGCAGCGCUACGUGGUGGAGUGUUAUUCAAGCAAUGCACUGUGGUCAGACAGGAUGUUGGAAACGUAGUGGAAGGUGCUCCGUUGUCUGUGUUAAUGAAGUUGCGUUCUGGUGAAGAUGUCAGGGCAGCGACGCUAGCCAGAAUGGCCGAGGAAGCAGCAGAACAGGAGCACUCAUUAGUUAGCCAGCCAUCAUCUGCAUCCGCCGAGCCACCAGCGGCAGAAGCAAAGCCAGUGGCACGCUACGUGCCACCCAACCGUCGCACCAGCACUGGUGCUUCGAUUGAAGGCAACUGGCGUAGUUCUACCCUGGCAAGUAUCGACGAGGAGAGAACAGCACCCCGGGCAGCAGCAGCUGCUGAUCGUAGUGUCGCUGCUGACAGUCCGGUGUUCAUGUCAGGGAGAGCCACGUCAGCAGCCUCACUCACUGAUCAACACUUCUCCAGGCAGCAAGCAGAGCCGGAGCAGACAGUGUGCGAGUAUGCCAACAUGCGCUUGCCUGGUGUGGGUGAGCGGAUGGAGGUGAGUGCCGUGGACCUGGCGGCACCCAACGACCUACAUGUACAUGUUCUAUCAACCCCACUCAGGGUACGGGAUGCUUGUCUCCGAGAACAGGCCACCAUUGCAACAUCAUGCGCUGGCCUUACAAGCAAUACCUUGACACCAUUCUCUUCGCCACCAGCUGCAGGUACACUCUGCAUGGCGCAGUUCCAACGGGACACGUCCUGGCACCGUGCAGAGGUUCUGUCACGGGAGGGUGACACGGCGGACGUGUGCUUUGUCGACUAUGGCACCUGCACGCGCGGCCAGGACUGGUCAAGUCUUCGCAAAAUCCCCAGAGCGCUGUGCCAGAUCCCUCGACAAGCCGUGCGGUUAGUGGUGACUGGUAUUCAUGCCCCGGGUCCUCCUGGUAGCCAGUGGCCAGACACUACAGUGACAGCUGUUAGUGGAUUACUGCAAGGACGUGAGCUGCUAGCCGAAGUUCAGGCAACGAGGUCCAAUGUACGCUCUCCUCUUGAGGUGUCACUAUAUGUGAAUGGUGCAUCUUUAGCUGAACUGCUCGUAAAGGCAAACUUAGCCAGGUCAUCACAGUCAACUCUAUCCUCCUCCACAGCAGCAACACGUGUUGAGGUGGAUGACAGGUCAUCACAGUCAACUCUAUCCUCCUCCACAGCAGCAACACGUGUUGAGGUGGAUGACAGGUCAGCACAGUCAACUCUAUCCUCCUCCACAGCAGCAACACGUGUUGAGGUGGAUGACAGGUCAGCACAGUCAACUCUAUCCUCCUCCACAGCAGCAACACGUGUUGAGGUGGAUGACAGGUCAGCACAGUCAACUCUAUCCUCCUCCACAGCAGCAACACGUGUUGAGGUGGAUGACAGGUCAGCACAGGCAGCAGCCAGUUUGGAUGAUGGUAGCGUCGUCCCUGCCACUGCUGUCGGGAAUAGCAGCACAGUGACUGAAGGAAGUGUUUCAGAAACUGACAAUACAGAGGCUGCCGUAUCCAGCACUGCUGAUGAGGUACUCGACACUACCGCCGCCACUCCCGUGUCCGGUACUGUUGAGGAGGUACUCCACACUACCGACACUCCUGUGACGCCUGCCAGCAGAGAGGAAGACGAGGACGAGCAAGAACUGGAGAAUGUUGCUGAAGGCACAUCCUCUAGUCCAGUCACCAGUUGUUCUGGCACUGCUGAUACUGAUAGUGCAGGUGCUGUUGAUACUGAUAGUGCAGGUGCUGUUGGCUCUGUGCUCCCUGCCGCCGCCACUGCUGCUGAUGCUGCCGCUACGUUGCUAACGAGAGCGGCAUCGCCAUGCCUGGAUGCUGGUGAGAAUGCCUCCGCUGCAAUUGACGUUGCUGUCCCCGCUGUGGAUCAAGCUACUCCGGUGCCCACCGAUACUGUUAGCAAUGAUGAGCCCAGUGUGUCGUCGGUACGGCUGUGUGAAGGCAGCGAUGCUAUUGCCUCUGAUGUAGAUUGCGGACAACGGCAUGUACCACUGGACAAUGCUGCUGCUGCUGCUGGUCAUGUGGAGUCGCCACUUUGCCAAGAUGCCACUGCUGCCGUGGACAAUGCGCUGCCUGUGAAGAACAACCCCACAGUGGCCAGCGUGAAAGAGAUUCCUAGUACAGUUGCUAGUACAGUUCCUCUAGUCCAGUCUCACUCAACUACUUCAACCCUAACAUCUGUUGAUGGAGCUACUGGUGCUGCUGCUGCUGCCUCUGCUUCUGCUGAUGGUAAGAUUGAUAUUGCUUGUGAGGUUGUUGAUGGCAAUAGGAGCAUGCCAGAUGUUGGACAGAAUGAGACAGUGAUGACAGCAGCAGAGCAUGCGGGUAGUGUACAUGCACUGUUGGACACGGUGGCCAUUCCCAGUACCAGUGCCUCAGUCCAGACGACCACUGCUGACACAAGUGAUUGUGUGGAUUCAGUGCUGGUGCUCGAGGACGACGUUGUGGGCAGAGGCCAGCCCUCCACCACCACCGGCGACACAGCACAUGAUAGCUGGUCUUCGGCAGACGACACUCCACUUGCCAGUGACGUUGGUGACACGGCCCCUACAACUACAAGCACUGCAACCACUUUAGUUGCGGUUUGUAAUGCUGCAGAUGCCACAGAGCAGAGCAGUGAUGGUAGCAUUGCCAAUCCCACAGAGCAGAGCAGUGAUGGUAGUAUUGCCAAUCCCACAGAGCAGAGCAGUGAUGGUAGCACUGCAGAUCCCACACAGCAAAGCAGUGAUGGUAGCACUGCAGGUGUCACACAGCAAAGCAGUGAUCGUAGCAUUGCAGAUGCCACAGAGCAGAGCAGUGAUGGUAGCACUGCAGAUGCCACACAGCAAAGCAGUGAUGGUAGCAUUGCCAACCCCACAGAGCAGAGCAGUGAUGGUAGCAUUGCCAAUCCCGCAGAGCAGAGCAGUGAUAGUAGCACUGCAGAUGCCACAGAGCAGAGCAGUGAUGGUAGCACUGCAGAUGCCACAGAGCAGAGCAGUGAUGGUAGCAUUGCCAAUCCCACAGAGCAGAGCAGUGAUGGUAGCAUUGCCAAUCCCGCAGAGCAGAGCAGUGAUGGUAGCAUUGCCAAUCCCGCAGAGCAGAGCAGUGAUAGUAGCACUGCAGAUGCCACAGAGCAGAGCAGUGAUGGUAGCACUGCAGAUGCCACAGAGCAGAGCAGUGAUGGUAGCAUUGCAGAUGCCACAGAGCAGAGCAGUGAUGGUAGCAUUGCCAAUCCCACAGAGCAGAGCAGUGAUGGUAACAUUGCCAAUCCCACAGAGCAGAGCAGUGAUGGUAGCAUUGCCAAUCCCACACAGCAGAGCAGUGAUGGUAGCAUUGCCAAUCCCACAGAGCAGAGCAGUGAUGGUGCGUUGACAGCAGACUGUCGUGGUACAUCGCCUGUUGCUGCUAGUGCCGGUAUUUGUAGUGAUUCCCAGACCCAGUUAGCACAUGUGCCAAGUGUCAAUACCAACCCCACCAACCCCACUAGCCAACUGUCCAAUAGCAACAAUAGCUCCGGUUCAGAGCAGAGCGGUGCUAUCAGUGUUCAAGAACCCAAUCAGACUCACCUCGAAUCCGCUCUCUCACCUUCCUCUACCGACAUGUCGGAGAGUGUCUGCCAGUCCUCACCUUGCCACCUGCAGAUCCAGCUUGAAGAACAGCAAGAGGCUAGUCCAGUUUCUAUUGGCGACGUUCAAACGGAGGAUUACUUGUCAGCGGACGAUGGCCUCCCAGGAAGUGGCCUGUAUCCUUCAGUGAGUGCUGCUGACUCUAGUGGUGUUAGUAGUAGUUCAUCUGCUACAAGUCUGACUGGCCAACCACUCGUGGGAAUUACGUCAACCACAGCAACAACAACAAUGACAACAAGAACAACAUUGGAAGGCUACGAGUCGGCUCUCUAGAACGCCAUGUCUUCUUUGGUGCGAUCUUCCGUUCCAUCAGACCUAGACCUAGCCGAGUAAGGUAAAUACUCGCUGUGACUGCGUUCACAUUACCCUGUUUUUUUUGUUGCGUGUUGUGAGCAGAUUACAAUCCCAUUGCAGUCACUGUUCUUUUAACUCUCUUUUUUGUCCGUUGUCUGGCAACAGGGCCACGCAGAGUGCUGUUGUCCUUGCCAUGCGCUGGCUGACGACUAGGCCACAUAGGAAGUUACUGCUUUGUUUUUUUGGAUUAAUUUUAUGGGAAGCACCCAUCUUUUUUUGCGGCCCGGGAGUAUUAGGUCAUGCCACACGGGUCUUGUGCUACAGGUGCUUUGCAGCAGUAGUAACCCUAAGCCGCACGGACACGAGCAUAGGUUAGCAUGCACCGUGGCAAUGUAUACCAGCUUGUCUUUUUCUUUUUAUCUUUUUCUUUGUCUCGGUCCGUCUUUCUUGCCACCUAGCUCGGUAUGUUCUGACUGUUUUUACGCUGGCAGCAGCCGCCACCGCCGCCAUCAUGUUGAUCUGCUACUAGUACGUGUUCUGGUCUUCCUUAGAUUCUUUUAGAACCCUCCAUGUCUGUGUGUUUUAUCUUGUGUUCUUUCUGAAAAACCAUUGCAUAUCUCUUUUUACGGUUGAAAGCUUGACAACACUGUUCUAUAGCCACUCACCCAUUCCUCUUCUAUAGCCACUCACCCAUUCCUCUUAUAGCCACUCACCCAUUCCUCUUGAUGCCAAGAACCAUCCUAUUCCAUGACGACCUUCGCUGCUCCCUUAGGUGAACGAAACUUUCUUUUUUCUCUUGGUUCAAUACAAUUUGGAUUGCCUC
Sycon ciliatum is the source of this 9497-nucleotide messenger RNA. RefSeq lists its product as uncharacterized. The transcript has 37 exons. Bases 209 to 8653 code for a protein of 2814 amino acids. The record is from RefSeq and is a predicted model, not a curated record. Lineage: Eukaryota; Metazoa; Porifera; Calcarea; Leucosolenida; Sycettidae. Gene Ontology annotation, molecular function: zinc ion binding.